Chenopodium quinoa (quinoa) is the source of this 3050-nucleotide messenger RNA. RefSeq names its product protein CHUP1, chloroplastic-like. Gene Ontology annotation, cellular component: chloroplast outer membrane. Gene Ontology annotation, biological process: chloroplast organization. The coding region runs from base 401 to 2701 and encodes 766 amino acids. The transcript is spliced from 7 exons. NCBI's taxonomy places the organism in Eukaryota, Viridiplantae, Streptophyta, Magnoliopsida, Caryophyllales, Amaranthaceae. The record is from RefSeq and is a predicted model, not a curated record.
GGAUUUAACGUUUAACUUCAAAUCGGGUCAUACUUGGAUCAAAUCCAAAUAUAAUACAGUGGAGACCUGGGAGAGUAAAAUAUAAUAGCCUCAAGUGGACCGUGAGCAGGGAAAUAAUACGACCGUUGCUCUCACCAAAGCCCUCCGUCUUCUUUUCUGAAACAUUCAAAUUUCAAAACUUCACAAAGUCACAUUGUCUGAAAGAAAGCCUGCCAUAUUUCUCGCAAUUUCUCGGCUUCAAAUUAAACCCACGCUCCCCAAUUUCAUUGAUAUCAGAGCUUCAUUAUUCAUUCAACUUUCCAAUCAAUUAUAUAAUCUCAUCUUUGUUUCUUUAAAUCCUCCAAAACCCACCAUUAAUUUCCUCCCAAAAAUUGGAAAACCAAGUAUUUCUGCUUGAACAAUGAAAGAAGAAAUCGAAAAACCCAGAAAAUUGAAGUUUUCUAAUGAAAAUCAGCCACCAAAGAAUAUAAAAUCAGGUAAUAAUUCAUCUUCCAAGUUGAAAUCGGCUUCUUCAUGGGGUUCUCAUAUUGUAAAGGGUUUAGGAGGAGAGAGAAAAAGUAAGCUUCAGGCAACAACAAUGGCAGCAGCAGCCAAAGUAUCUGGCUUAUCUGAAUUGAAAAGCAACAAUCUAGGUGGGAAUCGACCCGUUUCGAGUAAGGUAAAGAAUAGGGGUUUAAUCAGUGAUUUAUCUUGCUCUGUUGCAGCAACUCAAGUUCAUCCUCAUGCUUUACAGAACAGCAUUAAUAGUAGUAAGCUUACGGUAUCGUCGUCGCAAGAUUUGUUUGUUGAGAUUGAGAAUUUGAGGAUCCUUUUGAAAGACUCGAAGCAAAGGGAGUUUCAAUUGCAAUCUGAGUUGUCAGAAUGUAGGAAAAAUCAGAAGGUUUUGGAGUUAGAAAAGGAAGUUGAAGGUAAGAAGAAUGAGGUUGAGAGCCUGACUAGGAAAAUUAAACUGUUAGAAUCUGAUUUUAAGAAUGGAAUUGAUGGGAGACAAGAUUGUGAGAAUGAGGGUUUCAUUGAAAAAUCGAAAAAGCCGAAAAAUGUUGAAAUGGAAGUGGUUCAACUCCGGCGCCUUAACAAGGAGUUGCAGCUUCAGAAGAGAAAUCUUUCCAGUAGAGUAGCUUCUCUGGAAUCUCAGCUGUCAAAUUGUGCAAAAAGUUCUGAGAGUGAAGUCAUGGGGAAAGUAAAAGCAGAGGCAUCAUUAUUAAAGCGUACAAAUGAAGAUUUGUCAAAACAAGUAGAGGGGUUGCAGAUGAAUAGAUUGAAUGAGGUUGAAGAGCUUGCUUACUUAAGGUGGGUUAAUGCUCAAUUACGCAAUGAACUUCAAAACCCGUGUUUGUGUGGUGCUGCUGAUGUGGAAUCGAGCACUCAGUUCGAAGAAAAUACUCCACCAGCUAGAUAUCCUGUAGAAUGCAGCAGUGCUAGGAGAUUGAGUGUUUUAAAGAAGCUUAAUAAAUGGCCUGUAACUAAUGAAAAUCUAUCAAGUCAAGAUUGCUCGAUCGAUUCGAUAAUUGAAAAAAGGUGGGAGGGACACAUUGAAGAUAAUAGUUUAGGAAGAAGACACUCCAUAAGUGGAUCAAAAUGUUGUGAUGAGGACUUAAUGAUGAAUAGAAGAAGACAAUCAGAUGGGUUUAUGUGCUUAAAAGAAGUGGAAUGUAAGGGAGAUUCAGAUGAUUCACUAGAUUAUCAAAAGUUAGAAGCUAUUAGUGUUUUUGCUCCAACAGAAGUUGAGAAGAGGGCAUUAAGGAUUCCAAACCCCCCUCCAAGACCUUCUGCAAAGCCCAAUGAAGCAAAAGAAGUCAGUGAUGGUCAAAGUCCUGUGGCACCCCCACCCCCACCUCCACCUCCUCCUCCUCCUCCCCCACCUUGUCAAAGGUUUUCCGCAGGAAGUAAUGUUGGAGCUGUGCAACGUGCACCACAAGUUGUAGAGUUUUAUCAUUCAUUGAUGAAGAGAGACUCACGAAGAGAUUCGUUGGGAGGAGCAGUAUCUGAUUCUCCUAAUUUAUCAAGUGUUCGUAGCAACAUGAUAGGAGAAAUCGAGAAUCGAUCUUCAUAUUUGCUUGCUAUUAAGGCAGAUGUUGAGACUCAAGGGGAAUUUGUUAAUUCAUUGAUUCGAGAAGUUAAUAGUGCGGUGUACCGAAAUAUAGACGACGUGGUGGCAUUCGUCAAGUGGCUGGAUGAUGAACUGUGCUUCCUUGUGGAUGAAAGGGCAGUCUUGAAGCACUUUGAUUGGCCAGAAAAGAAGGCUGACACCUUGCGAGAAGCUGCAUUUGGCUACAAAGAUCUUAAGAAAUUGGAGUGGGAAGUCACUUAUUAUCAUGAUGAUUCUCGAUUACCCUGUGACAUAGCCCUCAGAAAAAUGGUUUCAUUGUCUGAGAAGAUUGAACGUACUAUAUACAAUGUACUUCGAACAAGGGAGUCGUUGAUCAGAAAUUGUAAAGAAUUUCAAAUUCCUACAGAUUGGAUGCUAGAUAGUGGUAUCAUUAGCAAGGUAAAGCUUGGGUCUGUAAAGUUAGCAAAGAAAUACAUGAAUAGAGUGGCUACUGAACUCCAAUCGCGAUCAUCACUUGAAAAAGAUGUUGCUAUGGACUACAUGCUUCUUCAAGGAGUGAGGUUUGCUUUUAGAAUUCAUCAGUUUGCUGGAGGAUUUGAUGCGGAAACCAUGCAAGCAUUUGAGCAACUCCGGAAACUUGCUAAUGCAUAGCGUUGAGUUAGCAUAUAGAUUGCCCACAUUACAGAUUUUGUAUCUUUCUAUAAUCAUAUUAUUGUACAUUUUUAGGAUAUGACGAUUGAAAUUUUGUUUAAAGGGGAAGGGAAGACGAGGUUGGAGCCUUGGAGGUCAUGGGAAGAUGAUUUUGUAAGGUAUCUCAGUGAGCUUCUGCGUAGAGCACAAAGUAAUGAAUGUACUCAAGGGAUCUUAACCUCCUUUUUUGUAUGUAAACUUAACGUGACAUUUCCUGUAAUACUGUAAUCCAGAAGAUGCUAUUUCUAAUGAUAUACAAACACUUUGUAAUUGUGUUAAACUUGUCUUUUAACCACUGCGAUGCAUGCAG